Molecule: messenger RNA, 1341 nt
Organism: Hydatigera taeniaeformis
Lineage: Eukaryota; Metazoa; Platyhelminthes; Cestoda; Cyclophyllidea; Taeniidae
Source: the annotation of a GenBank genome assembly
AUGCACGCUAAUCGAGUGAACGGCGCCUCGAGGAUUAUCUACGCAAGCAAGCCAGACACACCGGCAUACCACAACAUCCCAAUUCGGCGCGCAAGUCCACCACCGAAAGGCACCACCAUUGGCUUUAUGCAGGACAUCGCCGCCUCUUCGUCAUCAGAGUCAAUUUCAACGAGUAUCACGAGUCUACCACAAGGACCACCAAUACGGGCACCGGAGAUAGAGCUGGAUGUGGUGCCGCCUGCCUCGCCCCGACCAUUUGACAAUCGUGCCGCCCACGGAAAUCGCAUUAAAUUUGAAACCACCAGACCUGCCGACAUUCCCUACUUCGACUCCACCUCGGAGAGCAAUUUUGAGCUCAACAGACCGAGGAACCUCACUCAUGGCGCCAGAAAUGUGGUACUUCGACCACAAGGAGAACGAAUGAUCCCACAACCACGCAUAGGCUACCAAGAGGAGGAGUUGAUGCCACGCCUGAGGACCCCCAAAGACCCCGACCUAAACCUGAGCUUCAAUUUCCAAUGUGGCGCCGACCCACACAUUCCACCCCUCACUCCGGAAACAUCGUUUGGGAUUCAGGGCCCGGCAUCGAACAUGAAAAUUCAAGGAAGGACCAAAGCAGUCGAUAUUUCCACUACCACUCUAACCACAGAUACGCCGAUGGGAGAAAACGCACUAGAUGACACCCUUGAUACAGUGGGUUCGUUGCAAUUGCUACGGGACUCCAGCCCACAAACACCACCACCGCCGCCACCACCUCCGCCGGCACUGAUAUUGCCCGCCUUGAAUGAGGAAACUCCAGCCACCGUUCCACAGAAUGACACUGUUAGAAGGCAUGAUUUUGGCGACGAGAGAGAAUCCGGAUUUUCGUCACAUGUCUAUGAAGUGGUGCAGGAUUCGCCAUUGAAUGGAACACGAGGCCCGGAAUUCGGUGCAUACGUGUCUGAUCCUUCAAACGCUUCCAUUAUUUCAAGAGAUGAGAUCCUCCGACAGAGUGGAAGGAGACGCCUUAUUGCCAAAUCAAAAGCGACUGAGAGCGCUAGAGGAAGAGAAUUUUCCACCACCGCCGUCAUCGACACCGCCUCCACCGAGAGUGACCGACAAAUUGGAAUCGAAUGGCAGGAAAGGAGCGAAUUUGUCAUCACAAAGAGGUUAGUGCUUCAGAAGGUUGCCUUAGCAACAACAGACAACUGUGAUGGCCAAUUUGAUCUUUCCAAACAAGUCUCUGUCCAGGUUGGCAGUCUCAUCCAACAAAGGCUAAAAGAGUUAACUGACUGCCUAAAUAUGGACUCUCAGACUGUGGGAAGAGGCAAUGCUACCACCAAUUCGGGUGAGUUCACAUGA